UGGAAAAUAAUUACACCAAGUCUGCUGCUAAUGAAUGAGAAAAAUCUGCUCACGAGAACUUCAAGGUCUCCGUUCUUACAAUUAAUGUUCGCAGUCUGAAAUAAGGAGUACGUAAAUAAGGAGUAUAUUUCAGAGAUUUGUAAUAAAGUACAAGAGAUAACAGUAAACGACCGGACGGACUGACGGAGAAUCACCGAAAGCGGAAGUGACAAUGAGCGGCGAAGGGGAACUAAGCUUUUGGCUCAAGCGGCAGUUAUCUGCCUUUGAGGAGAAGUUUGUUGCGGCGGACACUGACAAAAGUGGUUUCCUGUCGCUCCCGGAAGUGGCGGCAGUCCUCCGGAACGCUGGCUUCAAGGGAACUGAUGAAGAUAUCCAGGCGAUAUUCAAAUUUGCAGACAAGAACAAGGACGCCAAAAUAUCACGUGCCGAGUAUCUGCAAGCAUUGAAGAAGGCACCAAAGAUAAACUUGAAGGAGAUCGUUUUGCGGCGCGCUUUCCGGCGCUACGACGCGGACGGGAGUGGUUUCUUGACACGUGACGAGGUGGUGGCUAUCACGGCCUCUGAGGAGGCGGGUCUCAACCUUCCUGCAGAAAAUGUGGCUGAGAUGUUACUCGCGCUCGUUACAGACACGGACAAGAAGAUCAGCUACGAGGAGUUCCUGUCCCACUUCCGGUAUCAGCAGACAGCCACGUUGCUGCGGGAGCUUUUCACGCGCAUAGACAAGGACGGAAGCGGCCGGCUCACAAAACAGGAAAUAGUCAACGCAAUUAAGGCUGACGAAGAGUUAGCGUUCCAGGCCGCGAACUUGUCCCAGUUGCUGAUCAGCUUCACUCGGGAAAACACGGAUAAUAUCGACUACCAGCAGUUUGCACGCAUUGUCGCUGCGCAGGCGAAGAAGUAGUGCGAGGAGGAAGACCAUAAAUGAAGUUCUUUUUUGAAGAACUGUUUGAAUGUUAAGAUCGCGGCGCAGACAAAUCAAAUAAGAAUUUAUGAAUGUGUCUGUUGAGCAGGACAUUCGUACCAGAAAGGUUGUGAUGUAUUUAACACAUUGAUACGAUCAUGCUGUGUAGCAAUUGAAAACAGUCGCUUGUAACAAUGUUAGAAAAAUACUAUUUAACCUAACUAUUUAACGUUUAGAUGUUGUAAACGAAAUCUUCUUUAUUCUAUCUUCACAAAUGUAGUGAUACUAUAAUAAGGCUGUUUUGUACUAUAAUAAGAUAAAAAAAAAUAUAAUCAAAUAAUUACUGUUGCUUUUUUUAACAAAAUGAUCACACGUGUUCAAAUAUUUCCGGUGCAUGCAAUAUGUUGUGUGUUUUUCUCUGAAAUAUAUUCUUAAAAGACUUGCCUUUCAUAUAUUUAAUCGUUAUAAGUUUAGCAUUUAAAUGUAUUUUGUUUAUUUACUAAUAAAGCAAUUGAUAUCUUA
Mya arenaria is the source of this 1423-nucleotide messenger RNA. Its product is annotated as calmodulin-like protein 3. Bases 212 to 901 code for a protein of 229 amino acids. The transcript has 6 exons. The record is from RefSeq and is a predicted model, not a curated record. Lineage: Eukaryota; Metazoa; Mollusca; Bivalvia; Myida; Myidae. Gene Ontology annotation, molecular function: calcium ion binding.